Molecule: messenger RNA, 279 nt
Organism: Yarrowia lipolytica CLIB122
Lineage: Eukaryota; Fungi; Ascomycota; Dipodascomycetes; Dipodascales
Source: RefSeq, a predicted model, not a curated record
AUGUCUGAACAUCAGCGACCCGAGCUCGUGUCUUUUGACGACAUCAACUACAACGACCACAAGAAGGUCCGAGAGGCCCAGGAGAGCUACACACGAGAGCAGUUCAUCCGACUGGAGGCUCUCAAGACCGUGCGAAAGGCUCUGGAGAAGUGCUACGAGGAGUCUGGCCCCAACCACUUUGAGGACUGCAAGAACCUGGCCGAGCAGUACCUGGACAUGCUCCCCACCCACCGACUUCAGGGAUACCUUGGUUACCAGCGAAACGAUCCUUCCAAGUAA